This is a messenger RNA of Triticum dicoccoides, 2374 nucleotides long. RefSeq lists its product as uncharacterized. NCBI's taxonomy places the organism in Eukaryota, Viridiplantae, Streptophyta, Magnoliopsida, Poales, Poaceae. Bases 508 to 1647 code for a protein of 379 amino acids. The record is from RefSeq and is a predicted model, not a curated record. The transcript is spliced from 2 exons.
UCCCUCCCCUCCCCUCCAUCCGGCCAUCUCACUCCCCUGCCUCGGCCUCCGGCGCCCAGCCCUCUCCUUCGCGGUUCCGCCAGGCGCCAGGCCACCAGUCCGCCUCCGGCCUCCCAAGCGUGGCGGCAGCCGGCAGCCGGCAGCGCCCUCCAGGCUCCAGCCACCGUCCUCGCGCCUCCCCGGCGCGGCGGCAGCACCAUCCAGCAGUCCGGCCUCCGUUCCUCAACAGCCACAAUCUAGCAAAGGCUAAUGGAUCGAGGUUGGAUGAGUAAACCAAGAUCAACUACUGAUUAUAAAUAAGGUGUCGAGCAAUUUCUAUCUUUUGCCUUCCAUGAUGUUCCACUCGGUGAUAAAAUUCUCUGUCCCUGUGUAAAUUGUGGAAAUAAGGCAACGCAGAAUUACGACAAAGUGAAAACCCACCUAAGAUGUGAUGGUAUUCUUCAGGGUUAUACAAAAUGGGUUUGCCAUGGAGAAGAGUAUGAUUCACCGUCAUUUGCAUUUGCUCCCAUGUCAAAUAACAACAACAAUUUUCAUAUUCCGGGUUUUCCAGUGAAUUCUGAUGUAGAAGGCAGUAAUAGAAGAUUGCAUGACAUUUCUGGGCUCUUAAGUGCCAUUUUCCCCAUGGCUGACAGCUUCCAAUCACUAUCAAGCGCAUCUGAUGGGGAACUAGAUGGUGUUCAGUCUGAAUUUGAGAACUUGGAACCUGGUAUGGCUGAGAAUGUCAAUACAACAUCUGCAGAUGAUGAUGCAAUGAGAGAACAAGACAUAUACGCUAGUUUCCUCGAGGAAGCAAACACAGAUUUAUACCCUGGAUGUGCAACAUAUUCGAGGUUGUCAUUUCUUGUCACUUUAUAUCACAUGAAAGUCUUGCAUGGAUGGUCACAGGAAUCAUUCACACAGCUACUUGGUGUAUUAUCGGUUGCAUUUCCUCAGAUAAACCUACCCAAGAAAUAUUAUGAGGUGAAAAAAAGCAUACGCGGAUUAGGGCUGGGCUAUGAGAAAAUUCAUGCAUGCCCAAGAGACUGCAUGCUUUUUAGAGGCAAAAGAGCUAACCAGGAGUCUUGCCAUGUGUGUGGUGCCUCUCGUUGGGUUACCAAUGAAAAUGAGAAGAAAGAUUCGGCAACUGAAUCUAAAAAGAAGAAGAAGAAGAAGAAGAAGAAGAAGAAGAAGAAGAAGAAACCAGCCAAGGUGUUGCGAUAUUUCCCAUUGAUUCCAAGGCUCCAAAGGUUAUUUGCAACCAACAAGACAUCAACUGACAUGCGUUGGCAUGAUGAGGGUCGUACAAAAGAUGGAUUGCUGCGAUGUCCAGCUGAUGGAGAGGCUUGGAAAGAUCUUGAUGCCAGAUAUCCUGAAUUCGCUGAGGAUCCCCGUAAUGCGCGGCUAGGCGUUGGGUCUGAUGGCUUUAAUCCUUUCCGACUCAUGAGUGCAAAACAUAGUACUUGGCCAGUGAUGCUUAUUCCAUACAACCUACCACCUUGGAUCUGCAUGAAGCAAACAUCUCUAAUUUUAUCAAUGAUUAUUCCUGGACCAAGUUCCCCUGGCAAUGAUAUUGAUGUAUAUUUGCAGCCGUUGGUGGAUGAGCUGCAACAACUUUGGAAGGGUGUGGACACUUUUGAUUCAUGUACCCAGGAGAAAUUUUCUCUUUGAGCUGCACUAUUAUGGACUUUGAAUGAUUUUCCAGCAUUAGCUUACCUCUAUGGGUGGAGCACGAGCGGUAAAUAUGCUUGCCCGUCUUGUGGUCCUUUCACAAGAUCAUAUUGGCUAAAGAAGAGUAAGAAAUUUUGUUAUAUGGGUCAUCGCCGAUGGCUAACACAGAAUCAUGUAUUUCGGAGACGAAAGAAGGAGUUUGAUAACACCAAAGAGAUGGAACUUGCACCUAUAACAAUGAGUGGUAGCUCAGCUUUGAGAAUGUUGUAGGGCAGAGUGUUUGUCUUAGGAAAAAAGGUUGUUGCGGCAAAGAAAGGGAAAGGGAAAAAGAAGGGCAAAGACAGUGAAAAAGGAAUUGAAGGUUCUGAAAAACAGAAGCGUAAAAGAGCGCCUAACAAGAAAUCAGGUAACGUCGCACGUAAACCUGAAAAGAAGCCUGAGGAUUGUUUCAAAAAGAAGUCGAUAUUCUUUGAUUUGGAAUACUGGGAGCACAACAAGUUAAGGCACAAUCUAGAUGUAAUGCAUAUUGAGAAAAAUGUCUUUGAAAAUUUAAUUGGAACCUUACUGGAUGUUGAUUCUAAAACAAAGGAUGGCCUUAAUGCAUGACUUGACUUAGGAGAAAUUGGAAUUCGAUCUAGCCUUCAACCUCAUGAAGGUGAUAAGGGUAAAACUGAAUUGCCGCAUGCACCUUUUAAUAUGUAUAAAGAAAAGAAGGAGAUUCUUUGUA